CCGCUAUCGCACUAUCCGCGGCCGAGUAGCGUGGGAUUUUGGCUGCUGAUGCCGUUGCUAUCGUGAAAGAAAGUUGUUGAGUACGAACGUCGCUCGGUAAACGUUCACGAUGUCAUAGUAGCGGAGAAGGCCUAGGGCGGUGCAGGCCGUUCAAGUGCUGCUAUAAAGAGCUGUGACCCAAAUUUACCACGACGGUACUUACUACACACAUAAACCACUACAGCGCACAGACUUCUUUCUUUCCUCGCACCCUUAAGGAGAAUUCACAACAAUCACCAUGGCUCCUAUCGCGAUUACGCCUCCCGCCGUUGAGGCCAAGUCCCAGCCCGCCUUCCCAACUUCACAGGCCGCUCCUGUCGACCCCUCAAAUAUUGGCACUAAGCGGAAGAUCAUCUGCUUCUCAGAUUUCGAUGGAACAAUCUUCAUGCAAGACACCGGUCACAUCCUCUUUAACGCCUUCGGUUGUGGAACCGAGCGACGACAACAGCUCGAUGAGCAGAUCCACAGUGGCGAGCGCUCUUUCCGUGAUGUGUCGGAGGAGAUGUGGGGCUCUCUCGAUGUGCCCUUUGACGACGGCUUCGAAGUGAUGAAGAAGGCGCUCGAAAUUGAUGUCGACUUCAAGACCUUCCACCAAUUCUGCAUCAACAACGAAAUCCCCUUCAACGUCAUCUCUGCUGGUCUUAAGCCAGUCCUCCGAAGGGUCCUCGACCACUUCCUCGGCGAGGAGAACUCCAAGCACAUCGACAUCGUCGCCAACGACGCCACCAUCUCCUCCGACGGCAGCCAGUGGAAGCCCGUCUGGCUCCACGACACGGAGCUCGGCCACGACAAAGCCAAGUCCAUCAACGACUUCAAGGACUCCGCCCGCCUCGAGAGCGAUGACGGCACCAUCCCCAUGAUCAUCUUCAUUGGCGACGGCGUCUCCGACCUCCCCGCCGCCCGCGAAGCUGACGUCCUCUUCGCCCGCCGCGGCCUACGCCUCGAGGAGUACUGCAAAGAGAACAGCCUGCCUUACAUUCCCUUCGACACCUUCGCCGACAUCCAGCGCGAGGUCAUCAAGAUUGCCAAGAUCGACGACGAGAAGACGAAAGGAAAGGGCCUACCGUCGAACUUCAACCCUCGCGCGAACAUGUGGCGCCGCGCUAGCAGCAAGAAGAACGUUCCUCUGUUUGCUGCUAUGACUCCCAAGGAGGAGAAGGUGUUCAUCUGGCCAGAGACAUUUUCUGAGCUGAAGCCUGUCGCUGAGAAUGUUCCUGUUGCGGCAUGAUGAGCUUUGCGGCCGGCUCCGCGCUUAUACCUUCUUCUCUUAUUGGCAUUGCGAUACUCUCUUCAUCAGAGCUGCUUCACUUGUUUCCAUUGCAUAUUGUAGGCGUCAGGACUUUCUAUCGAAUGCCAGGGCCCUUGUAUUUUCUUUUUUUCUUUUUCUUUUUUUGUUCAAGGCAUGGCUAAGGACGAAAACGAUCGAUCCAUUUCGGUGUUCUGGGUUGAUUUCACAAAGAUCGACGAGGAACGCCUCCGAUACAGAUCAGAAGGCGUACUGGAUAAGAUAUUAGCACUCGCUUGCAUCUAGAUUGCAAGUAGUAGGAUAGAGAAGCAGUUAGAAUGCUAUGCAUGUACGGAAGAUUUAACACC
Messenger RNA from Paraphaeosphaeria sporulosa, 1632 nucleotides. RefSeq lists its product as uncharacterized. The coding region runs from base 278 to 1267 and encodes 329 amino acids. The transcript has 2 exons. NCBI's taxonomy places the organism in Eukaryota, Fungi, Ascomycota, Dothideomycetes, Pleosporales, Didymosphaeriaceae. Gene Ontology annotation, molecular function: phosphatase activity. The record is from RefSeq and is a predicted model, not a curated record.